Molecule: messenger RNA, 368 nt
Organism: Calliphora vicina (urban bluebottle blowfly)
Lineage: Eukaryota; Metazoa; Arthropoda; Insecta; Diptera; Calliphoridae
Exons: 3
Coding region: 1-315 (104 amino acids)
Source: RefSeq, a predicted model, not a curated record
AUGUAUUUUCCCAAAGGAGUCAUCACAUUUUUAUAUAUAACAACACUAAUUUUGGCUCUAACCACAGCCUAUCCCUCCAAGGAAAAUCUCAAAAUACGAAUACAUAUACCGGUAAAACAUCACACCCAUGUCCAUCAUAAGACGGUGGUGAAAAAGGUUCCCCUGCCCAUACCAGUGCCCGUCAAAGAGCACAAGAAACAUCAUGACGAAUACAAGAGGAAACAAAGCGAAGAGGAGGAAGAGGUAAUGGAGGAAGAGUUCGAGGGUUACGAUUAUCCCAAAAAGAAACGAAGAACCAGACAUCCAUUUGUAUGAAGAAAAAAAAUCAACACAGAAUUUAAUUAUAAAAUUCAAAUAAAGCAAAAAAA